Messenger RNA from Mangifera indica (mango), 975 nucleotides. RefSeq lists its product as uncharacterized. Bases 84 to 737 code for a protein of 217 amino acids. The record is from RefSeq and is a predicted model, not a curated record. Lineage: Eukaryota; Viridiplantae; Streptophyta; Magnoliopsida; Sapindales; Anacardiaceae. The transcript has 2 exons.
AACAUUUCAACAUAACCUUUAAAAAACACUCUUCUUGGAUCUCUCUUAUACGAAAUCCAAGUCAAUUCAAGAUAAAGUUAAAGAUGGCUUGCUGGUCUGCUGAGAAUGCCACAAAAGCUUAUCUCAAAACCCUAAAAAUGGGUCAAAAGGCUAAGGAGCCAAACGAAGCCGAGUUCAUAUCAGCACUCGCCGCCGGUAGCAAUGCACAGCUAAUGGUUGUGGCAUGUGCCAAUGAUGCAAACUCCACAACUCUAGCCUUGGUGGCCGCCGCUCAUCAAACUGGAGGCCGUGUAGUUUGCAUUUUCCAGGGGCUUGAAGAACUAAAACAAUCCAAAAAAGCCCUCUUCAUUGACGCAAACCAUGUUGAGUUUGUUCUCGGAGAUGCUCAAAUUCUUCUAUCAAGCCGCUACCAGGAAGCGGAUUUUGUGCUGAUCGAUUGCAAGCUCGAGAACCAUGAAGAGAUUCUGAGGGCGGUUCAAUCUGGCAGGAGGCGCCAUGGCUCUGUUGUUGUUGGGUUCAAUGCAUUCUGCAAAGGGUCGUGGCGGUCCAGUGGAGCCAAAACCCAAUUGUUGCCGAUCGGAGAAGGGCUGAUGGUGACAAGAAUAGCCGCUGCAAGUGCCAAUAAGAUUCAAAGCUUUGGUAGAAAGAGUCAGUGGAUUGUUAAGGUGGAUAAAUGCACUGGUGAAGAGCAUGUUUUCAGGGUCAGAUUUCCACAAGGAAAAGUGAUUCAAGCUUAACUAGAUUUAUUUCUAGCUUUAGAUGCUCCAUUUUCUUACCUGGAAAAAAGCCUGGCAAAGUUUUUUUCAUCAAUAUCUUCCAUUGUAGAACCUUUGAGGUGAAAGAGAAGUGUUGAGAGUAAAUAGCAGUAUCAUUAUAUAUGUAAUAUGUAUAAUACUAUAAUGAUUUAGAUUUAUGAAGAAAUAUACGAAUUAAUUGUGUUUAAUUACUAUAUAAUAAGCAUUUGAAUGCCUGUAA